AUGCCUUCUGAUCUGCCGCUUGUUGUUAGACCGGCGGCUGACGAACUUCGAGCACAACUUUACCAGCUCACUGAAGUCGGAAAAGCCCUCCAAGCUGAAAGGGCCACUCUGGAACACCAGUUGAGAAGCGUUCAAGAGAGAAUCGCGGCCAACGAAGGCAGAGUCCGUGCAAUCAUGGCUGACCUUGAUGCAAGGAUGUUCAAGGAACAUCGUUCCCAGAGUCAGCCCCAAUUCCAACGGAGUGUCGUUGAAGAUGAGACUGUCAUCGAGGGCAUCCGCGCCCAGAUGGCGCAGAGCCUUGGGUUGACCAGCGCGGUUGAGGCCGUGAGCAAAAAUCAAGGGACGAUUGCUGACAACAACCUCCUCCUCACCGCAAUCAUGACCCAGCUGAGUGGCGACCCGUUUCAGCUCGCUCAUCGCGUUGCUCGUCGCAUCACAGAGAUUGAUCGAAUCAGAGCCCAACAGCGCGAAAACUUCCCUCUUCAACUCAACCUCACUUAUCCGUCACCUGGUCAACAUAACCUCACCUAUCCCUUACCUGCCCUACCUGCCUUACCAGGCAUCGUCAACCCCCCCUUGCCUCUCACGCAGGCCGCAGUUGUCGGAGACGUGAGUAUUCGAACAACCAGAGAACCAUCAGUCAUCCCUCUGCUCUCACCUUCCAUCAAAUCCGAGAGUGACUCCACUGCAAAUCCGCACAAUGAUACAAACACUCAACCGGACCUCACCGAAGCUACGAUGCACGACGACCCUGCUACUGUAGCUCGAUCGGUCGAGAGCACCCCGGUUCCUCGCGCGGAACAAAGCCAAGUCGUCGCACACGGAAUGGCAGCUCUCCAGAAGGAUUUCCCUGGACUUCUGGAAUCCUUGAGCAUACCCUCAAUGACACGCACCAAACUGACCCCCACCAGCCCUGCGUCUGCUGCUGUUACUCCUACCGGAGCGCGCAGCAAGCGUGGUCGAGCGUCCAUGGAAGCAGACGACAGCCCAAGUCAGGGUGCAGCCAAGACAGGCAAGAAGGUCAAGACUGACAAAGAACCAACUAUCGCGCAUACUUUUGUGAGGUACCUGACCCGCCUCGAACAAACGCACCAGUACGGUGGAGCCAUAACUGAGAUGCUCAAAUGUGCGCGUUGCCAAGUGAUUAAGCGCGACGUCCGGGUUCUCAACUGCCUCCAUCUGUACUGCCAUCGGUGCAUUCUUAAACUCCGGACUGAAGCGUCAAAGGGGGACGCGGUCAAAGGAUUCCAAUCAUUCUGCGUGAAGCCAGCCUGUACACAAGUCGUCAGCGGCAAGACCACUGUGAUCGACUCCGACAUCAUCGACUUCUUGCAGUGGUACGACAAGCAGUCUCCAACAAUCACCUCCCUUCCUGCACAAGUCAACGUGCUCAACGCUGCGCUUGUCAAGUACCCUGAGGACGAGGACAUCAAACGCAAGUUGGACCAGGUGCAGGCACAGUACGGAACCCUUCUGGCCAGUGGUGAGGCGGACAUCCCCUGUGACCUCAUGCAAAUUGCAAAGUUGGCCAGGAAGCCAUACUGA
Cladophialophora psammophila CBS 110553 is the source of this 1545-nucleotide messenger RNA. RefSeq lists its product as uncharacterized. The record is from RefSeq and is a predicted model, not a curated record. NCBI's taxonomy places the organism in Eukaryota, Fungi, Ascomycota, Eurotiomycetes, Chaetothyriales, Herpotrichiellaceae. The transcript is spliced from 2 exons. The coding region runs from base 1 to 1545 and encodes 514 amino acids.